UGGGACUCGAACCACGGUCUGCCAUGUGGGAGUCCAGUGACAUAACCACUACACUAUCAGCUGGCCCCCAUGCUUCCUAUCUUUGAUGGUCGGAUUUGUGGGUGAUUAUGCGCACCAAGCAGCAGGAAGGGGGGUGGUUCCCUCAGUAACCAGCCAAGGGCUCUUAAAAAUGUUCAGCGGAAACGAGGGACCACAUCACAGGUCGAGGCAGACCUUACUUGCCAACGAGCUCAUCUCUGGAACAAGGCGACAGAGCGUCUCUGCUGGUCCUGCUGGGAACAGGCAUCAUGGAAGACUACAACUACGAAGACGGGGUGUUCUCGAACGCUUCCAGCGAGAGCAGACAGGAGCACCAGCGCUUCCUGCAGUUCCGCAAGCUCUUCCUGCCCUGCAUGUACCUGGUGGUGUUCGUCUGCGGGCUGGUCGGGAACGCCCUGGUGCUGGUCAUCUACGUCUUCUACCAGAAACUCAAGAGCCUGACCGACGUGUUCCUGAUGAACCUGCCCCUGGCCGACCUGCUGUUUGUCUGCACGCUGCCCUUCUGGGUCCACGCGGUCCUCCACGAGUGGGUCUUUGGCCAGGCCAUGUGCAAGCUCCUGCUGGGCGUCUACACCAUCAACUUCUACACGUCCAUGCUUACCCUCACCUGCAUCACCGUGGACCGCUUCAUGGCAGUGGUGCAGGCCACCAAGGCCUACAACCAGCAGGCCAAGCGGCUGGCCCGGGGCAAGGUCAUCUGCGUGCUCACAUGGGUGACCUCCCUGCUGGUCUCCCUGCCGCAGGUCAUCUACGGCAGCGUCUCUGCUCUCGACAGGCUCGUCUGUGGCUACCACUCCGUGUGCCUGCUGACCCAGACGCCCUUCAACCUCGUGAAGCUGGUCCACAGCACGAGCUGGGAGUACGACGCCAUGACCAGCGCUCAUUAUGCCGUCGUGGUGACGGAGGCCAUCGCGUACCUGCGGGUCUGCCUCAACCCCGUGCUCUACGCCUUCGUCGGCCUCAAAUUCCGGAAGAACUUCCGGAAACUCAUGAAGGACGCUGGCUGCCUCCCUUACCUGGGGGUCUCACAUCAGGGGAGGUGUUCUGACGACACUUCCAAGACUUGUUCUGCUUCCCACAAUGGGGAGGCCACCACCAUGGUCCAGCUGUAGGCCUUGCUGGGGCUGGAGGACGCUGCUCCGGGACUGGCAGGUGCACGGCUGUGCCCUCCGGCUGCGGCGAGGAGAGCUUUGCUUUUAGCGUGUGCUUUCUCCAGGAGAAGUGGGCAAACGCAGGCUGCCUCUCAGACCCGACACGCGCUGUUCUCUUCUCAGACAGCGGGCCCCAAGCUCGAAGGGGUGGGGGGAAUCUAACAUAAGGGCUCCCCUCUCCCCAUCCCCAAGAACACCGACGCCGAGGAGAUGUCAUAAUCAAGACCCUGCUUCACGCGCGGAGCUUCCAGAAGCACAAGUCUCUGAAGAUCAUCUUCUGACCUGACUCCUGAGAGCUCAGGUCCCCCUUCACUGGGACUGGAGCUGAAGGUGGAAGUGGGGAGCACAGCCAACUGAGCUGUGGGUGCAGGCAGCCCCCCGGGCUCUCGAGUUUGGAAGACCCUUCUGAUUAUCUGACCGCAGAGGAGGCAAGAGCAGCCUCGUGCACCUAACAGCACUGAGGGCGGGCUCGCGGGGGUGACUUCUGCAGAGGCAAAGCUUACGUCGUCUUUGGCGAAUUCUAGAAGGACUAGCACUGGGGAACAGAAACCGGUCACAACAAACCGAAGUGGGCUAAGAAUUCCGAUAGUCCACGAAAUGCAAGAGAAAUGUGCACAACUUAGUGUAAGCCUGGGCCAGGUGUGAGCAGCCUUCGUGCAGUGGACGUGACGCUGGCGGGGGUGCCACUUACAGGUGGAACUACCCGGCACCUGCCACCGGACACCAACGGCACAGGCCUCCCCCGAUGAGGACGUUCAAAAGACUCCAAACUACUUUGACCCUUAGGUACAUUUUACUCCAAUAAGAUGUGCCUGGAAUGUACCCAAAAUGAUAACUCGUGGGCUCAGAGCACCAGACGUGAGUUAGAAACACUGAGGGACGGCGCUCUACCGAGGAAAUGGAGCCUACCAGCGAUGACAGCUGCUCGCCGCUGUGGUUUCCGACCUCCUGCCUCAGACGGGGUGGGUGGGGGUGCAUUUGUUUAAGUCCUCAUUUGGGCACAGGAUGAGGCAGUUUUUUUGUUUUUGUUAUUUUUUUUUAAAGAGGUAUUUUCACUA
This is a messenger RNA of Tupaia belangeri chinensis (Chinese tree shrew), 2248 nucleotides long. RefSeq names its product C-X-C motif chemokine receptor 6 (gene CXCR6). Gene Ontology annotation, molecular function: coreceptor activity; C-C chemokine receptor activity; C-X-C chemokine receptor activity. Gene Ontology annotation, cellular component: membrane; external side of plasma membrane. The coding region runs from base 288 to 1151 and encodes 287 amino acids. The transcript is spliced from 3 exons. The record is from RefSeq and is a predicted model, not a curated record. NCBI's taxonomy places the organism in Eukaryota, Metazoa, Chordata, Mammalia, Scandentia, Tupaiidae. Gene Ontology annotation, biological process: positive regulation of cytosolic calcium ion concentration; calcium-mediated signaling; immune response.